Molecule: messenger RNA, 983 nt
Organism: Manis javanica (Malayan pangolin)
Lineage: Eukaryota; Metazoa; Chordata; Mammalia; Pholidota; Manidae
Gene: URAD
Product: ureidoimidazoline (2-oxo-4-hydroxy-4-carboxy-5-) decarboxylase
Biological process (GO): allantoin metabolic process; urate catabolic process
Cellular component (GO): peroxisome
Molecular function (GO): 2-oxo-4-hydroxy-4-carboxy-5-ureidoimidazoline decarboxylase activity
Source: RefSeq, a predicted model, not a curated record
CUGGUGAGCAGAACUGGUGUCACUCACUCACCCACCUAGAGGACAGCCAGCGUCCUGCUGCCUUCAGCUGAAUACAAGCAAUGGACAUUGAGAAGGUCAAUUCCAUGGACUUCGGAGAAUUUGUGGAUGUGUUUGGGAACGUUAUUGAGAGAUGUCCUCUGAUUGCAGCUGCCGUGUGGUCCCAGCGCCCAUUCUCUGGCUUGGAAGAUUUGGAGAAGCAUUUUUUUGCCAUUGUUGAUGCUCUGCCGCAGUCGGGUCAAGAGGGCAUCCUGCGCUGCCACCCAGACCUGGCGGGCCGCGAGCUGCAGCGGGGCACGCUCACCGCCGAGUCGCAGCGGGAGCAGGCAGGCGCCGGCCUGGCGAGCCUGGGCGCGGGCGAGCGGCUCCGGCUGGCCGAGCUCAACGCGCAGUACCGCGCGCGCUUCGGCUUCCCCUUUGUGCUCGCCGCCCGCCUCCAGGACCGGGCGGCGGUGCCCCGCGAGCUGGCGCGCCGGCUGCACUGCCCGCCCGCGCAGGAGCUGCGCACCGCCCUGGGCGAGGUGAGGAAGAUCUGCCGCCUGCGUCUGGCCGACCUCUUCGGUGUCGACCCCGCCAGGCUGUAGCCGCCGCGCGAGCCCGGGAGUCGGGGCUCACGUCGGCAUGCGGUGGUCCCCGGGCGGGAGGCCGGCGCAGGCCUGGAACAGCGUCCACACGCGCGCGCAAAGGGGAGAAUUGAGACAAUCCUACGAAUAACGAGCCCCUUUGUCCACCCACCCACCCACACGCGCACGCUUUGCCAGAAUAACUGUAUAGUUCGUGCUUUGCCCCCAGAUUUAUCCAGCUCACUGCUUCAAUCCUUCUCUCCCUUUGCGUCCCCGUUGACACCGGCAGCCUUUGUGGACCCCAGAGUGCUUAUCCAGCUCUUGUUGCCCCCCCCCCCACUCUCUCCUGCUAAGCCCAAGCUGCAAAGCAAAACGGAUAGGAAAAGAAUAUUUUAUUCCACA